Molecule: messenger RNA, 828 nt
Organism: Bursaphelenchus xylophilus (pine wood nematode)
Lineage: Eukaryota; Metazoa; Nematoda; Chromadorea; Rhabditida; Aphelenchoididae
Source: the annotation of a GenBank genome assembly
AUGGCGGAAUAUCUGAAGGAUUUCGCCCUGUUUCGCAACGAUGCCAAUCACUCCGCGGUGUCUGCCGACGAAUUCAAGAACAAGAUCGUUGGGCUCUAUUUCUCCGGCCACUGGUGUCCUCCGUGUCGCAAGUUCACGCCCGUCUUGAAGGAUUUCUACGAGAGGAGUUCGGCCGACUUGGAGGUAAAUUCGUUGAGCAUUAGAAUGGGCGAAAAUUGAAAAUUUUGAAUCUUUCAUAUUGUUCUAGAUCGUCUUCAUUUCCCGCGACCACACUGAGAAGCAGAUGAUGAAUUACUUGAAGGAAUCGCAUGGAAAGUGGCUCUACAUCAAGACGAACACCGAGAAGUAAGCAUUUAACAUAUUUUUGGGAUUUGAUUUUAGAUUUUACACGUUUUGCAAAAGUUUGGAACGACGAAUUAAUUUAUACCUAAAUUUUUUUGUUGCGUAGGAGGCUGGGUGUGGAAGAACUUGUAUUUAGCAAGAAGCCAUCUCAGUGAAUGUCUGAAAUUUUUAUAUCGGAACGAUUUCAUGAUUCACAAUAGUUUCUAAACGAUUUCAGUUGUUUUAGGUUUGAUUAACAUUGUUUUCAGCUACAAGAAGUUGAACAAGAAAUACAACGUGCUCAGCAUCCCAACUCUAAUCCUCGUGAAGCCCGAUGGAACUACUUUCGAAAGCGAUGUGGUUGAAGAGAUCUUUGUGAGUUUUUUUUCCAGAGGUUAAUCUUGUUUAGUCUAUUAGAGAAAUGAUUGAUAUAAAUUGCGGUUCCAGGAGUCCAAAGGGUCCAGCGAGUUGAUCAAAAAGUGGAAGGAAAAGAUGAACAAGACGUAG